Messenger RNA from Dendrobium catenatum, 492 nucleotides. RefSeq lists its product as uncharacterized. The record is from RefSeq and is a predicted model, not a curated record. The transcript has a single exon. Lineage: Eukaryota; Viridiplantae; Streptophyta; Magnoliopsida; Asparagales; Orchidaceae. Bases 1 to 492 code for a protein of 163 amino acids.
AUGAGGAAUCUCGGCUCACUGAACCAGUUCUUGGGGAUCCAAGCUUCCACGACAGCCUCUGGUAUACUAUUACAUCAACAAACAUAUGCUCGGUCAAUCCUUGAACGUGCCAGAAUGAGCCAAUCAAAACCAAUUUCCACACCGGUCGCCUACAAGACCACAAUGACGGCAACAUCACAUGAACCUUUCUCCAAUCCGCAGCUAUAUCGCCACCCAAUCGGAUCUCUACAAUACCUCACGCUAACUAGACCGGACAUUCAGUUUGUUGUUCAUCAACUAUGCCAACAUAUGCAACGUCCACUCAAUCAUCAUUACGACGCCCUCAAACGACUUAUUCGCUACAUCAAUGGAACAACACACAUUGGCAUCCAGCUACAACCACAAAAUCUCACCUUACGCGGGUACGUGGAUGCCGACUGGGCCAGCAAUAAUCUAGACCGGAAAUCUAUCUCCAGUCACUAUAAUUUCCUAGGCAACUCACUCAUCUCCUAG